GCCAUCUUUUUAUUGGUUAUGUUUACAUACCCUGGGCUAUAAACAAAUGCAAAAUGCCGAAUGUUUUGGCUACGUGUUGCGUUUGCCUGAAACAAUGCUUGUAUUUUCAACGGGUGAUGGAUCGCGAUCAAGGCGACCUGCAAUACGUAGACAAACUGAAAAUUUUCGCCCCGAACGAGGUAUGGUGCGAGGAAUUUAAUUUGUGCAACGACUGCGUCGAGAAGCUGGACGCGGCUUAUGAUUUCGUGCAGACCUGUUUGAAAAACGAAGAGUACCGCAAGGAAAAACUCAAGCUCAAAGAAGUGAAAAUCGAGGAAUCGGCUCCCUUCGUGUGUGAUGACUGUGGUAAAGGUUUCAAACUAAAGAGAACGUUGAACCUUCACAUAACCCGGAUACACGUCAAGCCCAAAAGGAGCGUCAAACAGGAAUCGAGCCACGUAAACCUGAAAGAAGAGGCUGAAUUAGAUAACGGCGACUACAAGCUGGAAAUACCGGAGAAAUAUGAGUUGCAAGAGUUUGAAAAUGAUAUCGCGGAGACGGGCAGCAACUACUCCAGCGAGGAAGAGAAUAAGGACGUCCGAAAGAUGAUGUUGGGCAAGAAAAGGGGCCUGCGGAAAAACAAACAACCUCAGAAGUGUGAGUACUGCGAGCUCGCAUUCACGCGGACCGACAAGUACACCAUACACGUGAGGUCGAAACACACGUUCGAGAAGCCUUACAAGUGCGACCUGUGCGACGCGAAAUACUUUAGCAACCACAAUUUGGCGAUUCACAAGCGCAAACAUACCAACGAGAAGCCUUACGUUUGCUCGGCGUGCGGGAAAAGUUUCAUAUCGUCCAAUGAUCUGUGGCAGCACAGCAAGAUACAUGAAGUCAUUAGGCAGUACAAGUGCGGCGAAUGCGAGCGUUGCUUCAAAACUCACAGCAAUUUACGGACGCACAAGCUCCAAAUGCACUUGGACCCGGCGCUGUGGAAGUUCGUGUGCACGGUGUGCGGAAAAAAGUUCCCUCUAAACAACAACCUAAUAAAGCACAUGCGCAGACACGAGGGCGUCAAGCCGUUCGUCUGUCAUUUGUGCGAGAAACGGUUCGUCGAGAAGAUCGACCUGCAGAUGCACCUACUGAGCCACUCCAACGAGCGACUGUUCAAAUGUAACCUGUGCGACAAGGACUACAAGAAAAAGGAGACGUUGCGUCGACACCUUAAGCUCGAACACGACGUGGGGAACAUCAAGAUCAAGAAACCGGAAAAGAAGCUAAUGUGCCCAAGGUGUCCGAAAGUGUUCGCCUUCAAUAACAAGCUGCAGAGGCACCUGUUGACCCACACGGGCGAGAAACCCAUCAAAUGCGACUACUGCGAGAAGAGGUUCCGGGAUAACUACGACAGAAAUGUGCAUUUAAGGAAAGAGCACAACUUGGAACCUCUUAGGAAUUAUUAAAUGACUGUAAAUGUUUUUUUUUUUAAUUCACUAUCAUAAGCGCCGCUUUUUGGGGGAGACUGCGUGUGAACUGCAAAGGAGAGGAAAGCGGGGAUUGUUACCACUGACAGGGUUAUAUUUAAAACAUCUGUAAUUUUAGUUGUUUUAUUGAAAAAUUACCUUAUUUCUAGCAACAAACAUAUAAAAAUCUAUGGUGUACAAUAUCACAUGGGCAAAUAUUCUACUAUCAAACCCAACGCGCUUUCAGGCUGUCGCAACUAUCUGGAUAAGAAAUUUACGUCACUUUGUUUUGUGAAUAAAUAUAGUCCAAACCGGUCUUAUAUUAGCGGGUUUUAGGAUUUAUCAACUUUCACACUUUGGUUUUUCUUUCAUUUUGUUUAACUAUAAUGUUGUUGUAGUCUAUAAAAAGUGUCAAAAGGAGCGGCAUGACAAUAUGAACGGGAAAACGGUUAAAAGAGAGCUAAAAGAAAAACUGAUACCAAAUUUCUAUUAGACAACUCAGCAUUUAGUUCAAAGAAUUUUAAAAAACUACGUAUUUCCUCUUGGCAUAAAUAUAGUACUGCAACAAAAUAAAAAAGGGACUCGUGGGAUCUAAAAUGAAUACUGGAUGUCGAAGUAGCACAUAACGAUAAACAGUUUACUUCAUUUAUACUUUUUAGUAUUCCUAUAUUAUGAAUAUUAUUUUAUUUUAUCCAAAAUUUCCUGUACAGUUCUUAAACUGACUCCCACUGUUUUUGCUACUUCUACAUAAUUAGUAAUCUUUGGCUUGCGUGAUAAGACUGGAUUAGACUACAACGUUAAACUUAUUUUAUAUCUGAGUAAAGCUUUAUAAAAUUGUAUAAAAAGUAACGGUGACGACAUGAGACUCGAAUGAGAUCGUAAGGUUCGAUUUGUUGAUAAACUAAAACCUAUCGAUUUCCAUUGCAGAGUUGUAGCCCUCCCGAUUGCGACUCGAACUAAACAAUGAAAAACGCGAUUUAUUUAGCCUCCGUUGUGCCCAAUGCAAAAUCAAUUCGACCUUAACAAUCCACCCAGACCAAAUUUCCCGAUUUCGAGUUAGACGGUUGCAUGCUGUCGAAAAUAAAAAAGUGGGGUUAAGAUUUUGCCGCUCGUCGACACCACCGACACGGAAAGCAAGUUAACCCAACCACCUAAAAACGCAUUUUCAGAACUACGUCGCGUCGCCAGCGAUACCAAUUGACAAGCAAUACAUGGUUUAUUAUUACUAAUCCUAAUAAAACAACUCCAUUGAGAAUCGUAUUUGCUUACAAAUCUGGUUUCCUCCUGCGUCGGUUUUUGGUGAGUCGAACUUGCUAACGUUUCACCAAUCAAUUUGUUAGCGCUUCUUCAGAAGUUAAGCAAAACUGACUGACUCCCAUAUUGGUGCCAUUAAGAUUAUUUGGUUGUUUAUGGAUUUCUAUGGAUUCUCGGAUUUUUUGAAAAUUUCAGAAGGAUUCUUGACCAUGAGACUAAAUAAAAUCUCGUUUCUAUAAUUUUGGUUUUAGAUGGAAGAUAAAAAGUUCGAAUUAGUUCCAUUGAAAUAAGAAGGUUUGAUUCUAGGUGAUUUUAAUAUAUCUAAGUUGAGAGUUUGAGGAAUCGGGGGCUUUGAAAAAGAGGGACUCUACGUCUAAUGUCAUGGUUUUUAAUUGUUUAAUUAAGUGAAAGGAUUUAAAAUUGCAUUACAGUAGCCUGGGAAAAUUUAUUUGAAAAAUUAACUUUAACUUUAACAUUUGUAGUUGUUGGUAAUAUCUGUUAUCUAUAAUUAUAUGAUGCUUUCAAAUACAUAAUAAUGGGUACGUUGACUUUACAUGGAACGAAAUAGACUUUAGUGGAAGAAAUAAGAAACAAUCCUUAUAAACAGUGUUCGGUUUUGAUUUAAACCUCUUAUUUAUUUUUAUUUGGUAUUAAUAUUAUUAUUUGAUUUAGAAUUUUUUGAUUUCUUUUUAGGAAAAGGCUUUUCUGCUUCAUGCUUCAAGAUUUCUCUGUUUUCUUUAAUUUAAUUUUCAUACUACUAGCAGUCUAUCGUGUCGCAUUACUGCUUUUUAUAUCUAAUAAACGCACCAAAACUAAAUUUUGGGAAAAAAAGAACGCUCUCGCGCGUUGACUAUUAAGCCAACAACAUGUACCAGUUUUCCACCAUAAUUGGACUAAGAUCUCAUUCUGGGACCCCGGACUCUUACCAUAGUGAUACUGGUAAGUAUAACGAUUUUCAUUUAACAACUGCGUUUCUACAAAAGUGUCCUUAAUAAAUAGAAAAAAAAAAACGAAAUACAA
Molecule: messenger RNA, 3713 nt
Organism: Cylas formicarius (sweet potato weevil)
Lineage: Eukaryota; Metazoa; Arthropoda; Insecta; Coleoptera; Brentidae
Product: zinc finger protein 664-like
Exons: 2
Coding region: 54-1439 (461 amino acids)
Biological process (GO): regulation of transcription by RNA polymerase II
Cellular component (GO): nucleus
Molecular function (GO): zinc ion binding; DNA-binding transcription activator activity, RNA polymerase II-specific; RNA polymerase II cis-regulatory region sequence-specific DNA binding
Source: RefSeq, a predicted model, not a curated record